CGACUCAUGGAUGAGACUCCACAUUUGCUUUAGCCUGUAUAGAUACAUGUUGUUACUUGCCGGAGCCCGGAGGUACAGAAUUUGUUGUAGUGGGUAAUGGCAUGCUAAUUGUGUUCUUGGUGGAGGGUCUUUUGAACACUGCUGUCGUCUUAACUGAAAACAAGUGCACGCCGACCCCGUUUGAGGUCGAGAGCGGUUGGGCAGCUUAUAGUAUAUGACGGAAUUGUGAAUGAAACUGUGUUAGCUCAGCUGCGACGUGGAGUAGGUUCAGAUAGUUGAGUAUGCCUGCAUUUUUCUUACUAUUGCUGGCUUGAUCUGAGUCAGCAGGUGCAUGUUUUGGAACAAGCUGUUGAUUUGCCCUCACUGUGGGGGCAUAGACUAGACUGUUUGGUAUAUAUCGCUGUCAGCCUCUUUAGUUAAUUCAUGGUGGCGGCAUGUCGGUACAUGAUUUGCAUUGUUUCUAGGCACUUGUGCCAGGAUGGUCCAAUAGUAGAAACAUUUACAUAAAUUUAUUUAUUUUUAAAGAUAUAUUUUUUUACUACACUGUAUACAUGCUAUGGAGAAAUUUCAGGUCCAUGGACCACCCUGUCCACCCCGUAGCUACGCCACUGUCUACAACUUGGGACACCUUGCAACUAUUCGUCUGUGCAAUGGAAUGCUUGGAAUGUUUUCAACUGCUAUUCUUGCCAGUGUCGGACUAUCAUUGACUUCUGCAGUAGUUUGCUUCGUGGGAAUCUCCACAGCAGUUGCCAUUGCUGAUGUUACAAUAGAUGCAUGCAUUGCAAAGAACAGUAUUGACAAGCCAGCAUUGGCCCCAGACAUGCAGAGCCUUUGUGCAUUCUCGUCGUCGCUAGGUGCACUUAUUGGGUAUGCUUCAAGUGGCAUGUUUGUCCACCAUCUAGGAGCACAGGGUGCAUUAGGUGUGAUGGCUUUACCUCCUACUAUGUUGGUUUUCCUAGGAUUUUACAUAUAUGAGCUGAAAAUGUAUCAGCAUUACAUGAAAGAGAAGGUUUUGAACAAGGUUACUGUGGCAGUUAAAGGGAUGGUUCAGACAAUAAAGUAUCCAGUAGUGUGGAAACCAUCUCUUUACAUGUUCCUUUCACUGGCCCUCAGUAUCAGCACUCACGAGGGGCAGUUCUACUGGUACACUAACAGGGAACCGCCUAAUCCUGGAUUUUCACAGGAAUUUGUGGGGAUGGUGCACGCCGUCGGCGCGGUCGCGUCCAUGGUGGGCGUCCUGAUCUACCACAAGAACCUCAAGGACUACCCGUUCCGGAGCAUCCUCUUCUUCGCCCAGCUCCUGCACGGCGCCUCCGGCCUCCUCGACCUCACCUUCGUGCUCCGGUGGAACCUCGCGCUCGGCGUCCCGGACGCGGUCUUCGUCACCCUGGAGGAGUGCGUCUCCCGGGUCGUCGGCCGCGUCCGGCUGAUGCCGAUGAUGGUCCUGAGCACCAAGCUCUGCCCGCCGGGCGCCGAGGGCACCUUCUUCGCGCUGCUCAUGUGCAUCGACAGCCUCGGCAUGCUGGUCGCCAAGACCGGCGGCGCCUUCGUGCUCCGGGCCCUGCACGUGACGAGGACCGAUUUCAGCAACCUCUGGCUCGCCGUCCUGCUCAGGAACCUGCUGAGGCUGUCCGCGCUGGGCGCCAUCUUCCUGGUGCCCACCGCGGACCAGACCGACGUGCUGCUCCCGCAGGACCUCCUGAGCUCGGGCUCCCCGGUGGCUGCUGCCGGCGACGAGGAGGAGAGGUUGUUGCAGCUCGGGAAGCUCACUUCUCGCACUGACGACGAUGUAUGAUCCACACAGCCACACAGGUAUACUAUGUUGCGUGCACACAAGCACAAAGAAAAAAAGAAAGAAAGAAAGAAAGGAAGAAAGGGAAGGGAAAAAAGAAACGAGAUAUGUUUAGGGAUAGCAAAAGGUUCCGUCGGUUGCAAUGGAAAAAAGAGACGAAAUAUGUAUGCGGUAACUGUGUGGCAGAUUGCAAAAACUACCCCACGCAUCACCACCUCACCUACGACUCAUUGUUGAACAAGCUAAGGAAAGUACGGUUUUUGACA
This is a messenger RNA of Triticum aestivum (bread wheat), 2058 nucleotides long. Its product is annotated as probable folate-biopterin transporter 6. Lineage: Eukaryota; Viridiplantae; Streptophyta; Magnoliopsida; Poales; Poaceae. The transcript has 5 exons. The coding region runs from base 557 to 1795 and encodes 412 amino acids. The record is from RefSeq and is a predicted model, not a curated record.